This is a messenger RNA of Lingula anatina, 1147 nucleotides long. RefSeq names its product cysteine-rich venom protein VAR8-like. The record is from RefSeq and is a predicted model, not a curated record. Gene Ontology annotation, cellular component: extracellular region. Lineage: Eukaryota; Metazoa; Brachiopoda; Lingulata; Lingulida; Lingulidae.
AAAAAAAAGAGGAUCGUCCGUAUAACAUUUUAAGGUGCGUUUUCUUGCACAGGACAUAGAAGCGACAAUGCUGGAGAAACAGAAGACUCUGCCUGGUGCUCUGACUUUCGUCAUUAUCGGUAUAACGGUAUUAAAUGCAGUGUCCACUUCCUCCUCCUCCGGAAUACGAGAAAAGAGAUCCCUGACGUCGCCGUGUGGCGGGUGCCCGUCCAAUUUGCUCAAUGCGGCAGAGAAGACGGAUAUCCUCAACUACCACAAUCAAGCCAGAACAAUGGUGCAGCCUCCAGCUGAGAACAUGCUUCAGAUGAUGUGGGACUCCGACCUCGCUGACUGUGACGGCCAAGAAUACAUUAACCAAUGCCUCUUCUCCCACGGUCACUCCAGUCUAAUAGACACGUGCUCCACGGACAUUAACACCCAGGCGAUUGGCCAAAACCUUUACGUCUAUUGUAGCACAAGUAACAUCCAGCCUGCAAACUUAACUGGGAGAGCGGUGGAGUAUUGGUUUAGUGAAAAGGAAGACUACACCUAUGAUACGAAUACCUGCGCAUCUCAGCGCAUCUGUGGGCAUUAUACUCAAGUUGCCUGGGCCAAUUCCUUCAGACUUGGGUGCGCUUACUCUGCUUGCCAGAGUGACCAGUCUCCGUGUGGGGAGGAUUUCCCGUAUUACUGGAUACUUGUUUGCAACUACUACCCAGCCGGUAACUACCAAGGACAGAAGCCCUACAUCAGCGGUGUCCCUUGCAGUGCUUGCCCCACCAAUAUGCAUUUGGAGAACCCCUGUAACAAUGGCCUCUGUGUGACUGAGACUGAAUGUGAAGUAAAUGGUGGAUGUUAAGGACUAGACCAACACCGCUCAUGAUCAGAGCCACAUCUCUUCACAUGAAAAGAAGACAUCCUUGCAAAAUGAUUGAAUAUGUUGUUGAAAUUUAGAAAAGAACUUAUUUACAUGUCUACACAUGUUGUUAAUUUUUUUUAUCACACUUAAAGAUCUUGUCAACGUUAUACGGUAAAGUGGCCAAGACCAAGUAAAGCAUUUUUGCUGUUACUAUUACAUUUUGUUAUAAUCUGGCAAUUUUUCAAGGCAAUUGAAAUGACCGCAAUACGAAGCUUUGUAAAGUUCACUUUUGCCUCUAUGGAAUAAAAA